UAUGAUUCAUCGUUUAGACUACGGUGUCCAAAUUUCUUGUGCCGGUAGAAUCAGCCAAAUAAUACUUACAUUGUAUCAAAAAAAAGAUACAAUCACUAUGUCUGAUCUACAAAUAUGUAGUUUAGCUUACGAAGGAAAAACUCAACUGUUUCAGCAGAUUCUGAAUGAAAAUCCCCAGUUGGCUGUUAAAAAAGAUCAGUCAGGGCGAACAGCUUUACAUUGGGCCUGUUCCGGAGGACAUCACCGUAUAGCUGAAAUCUUAAUAAAUAACUAUCAUGUUAAUAUUGAAGAAGGAGACGAUAGUGGGUGGACACCUCUGAUAAUUGCUGUUUCUGCUGGUAGGGAGGAAAUUGUUGAUUUGCUUUUACAAUGUGGAGCAGAUGUCAACACUACAAACAGUACUGGGCAAUGCUCACUUCAUUAUGCUGCUUCAAAAAAUCGAGAAACAAUUGUUAAAAAGCUAAUUGAGAGAAAAGCCGAUGUCAAUGUUAGAGAUUGCGUUAAUAGCACUCCUCUCCAUAGGUCAGCAUCUAAAGGAAAUUCAACAAUAACAAAACUCCUUAUUGAAUCCAGAGCAACACUGAACCCUCAAGAUACGGGUGGAAAUAGUCCGUUACACGCAGCUUGUGAAGAAGGCCGCUCAAACGACGUAAAACUUUUAAUUGACGCUGGAGCAAAUCCAUAUUUAAAAAAUAAGGACGAACAGACACCGCAUGACAUUGCUGCUAAGAGUGUUAUAAACUUACUUAGUUAA
Messenger RNA from Dimorphilus gyrociliatus, 754 nucleotides. The record is from the annotation of a GenBank genome assembly. NCBI's taxonomy places the organism in Eukaryota, Metazoa, Annelida, Polychaeta, Dinophilidae.